AUCAACAUAGAACAGAGUGUGUUUUGUUUCUUCUUCUCUGCUCUGCUUUUCUCUUCCUUCACAUACAAACAAAGGAAUAAUAAACGAAAACGAUGUCGUUGAUUGCGUGAAUAUAUCUCAAUUCUUUUCUUUCUUUUCAUAGAUCAUCGAAUUUCCAAUUGUCAAUUUUUAACUUGAUUCUUGAUAAAAGACUCAUCUGUUCUUCUCCACGUUCUUGAAAACAAAACAGAGGAAGAAGAACAAUCUGAAGGAGUUCAGGCUCCUGAUUCUUCUUUCUCCAGUUCGAUAUUUGUUCUAAAAUUCUCCAAAGAGUUAAGAAGACUCAUCGACUUCAAAUCAAGGAACGGCUCAAGAUUCGCAUGCCACAAGGAGAAAAUGAACAAGUCAAGCUCAUGGAGCAUAUACAGUCCCAGAGAGGGAGAUAGUGAAGGGCCAUGGAGAUCGUCAACGUCGAUGAAUGCGAUCUCAUUUGGGUUUGUAGCGACGGCGAUACUCAUCUCCAUGUUCUUGAUCAUGGCCAUAUUCGAGCAUCUCUUUAGGCCUGAGAAUUCUUCAUUUGAUUCACCACAUCAGAUCAGACAAAGACAGAGAGAUGGGUCCAGUCAGUUCCAGAAACUUGCUGAUCAAGCAUCCAUGGUUCCGGUGAGUACGGUGGUGGAUGUAUCGGUAGUGAUGCCAGGGGAGAAGUUGCCGUCGCACAUAGCUUUGCCGGCUCCGUUACCUUGUCGGAGAGAAGGCAUUCAUUGGCCUCUCCGCCUCUAAAUAUUACUAUAGCUAUUUUCUUCUUCUUCGUCUUCUGUAAUUUUUAUUUAUUUAUUUCUGACUCAUAAAGUAGAUUAGUAUUCGUAAUAUAUUUCAAUAUGCAUUCCCGUUACGUGAAUGAUCGGCCAAAAAAUAUUUCCUUUUUUUUUUUUUUUUUUUUUUGUCAAAAUAGAUACUCAUUGUAAAUUUAAGAUUAAACUUUUGUAAUUAUGCUUUUUAAUUAACAUUUUAUGUCUAACUAAUCAAUUUGGGAUAAAUCACUUUUAGAAGUUAG
Messenger RNA from Arabidopsis thaliana (thale cress), 1036 nucleotides. Its product is annotated as multidrug resistance protein. The transcript is spliced from 2 exons. Bases 376 to 762 code for a protein of 128 amino acids. NCBI's taxonomy places the organism in Eukaryota, Viridiplantae, Streptophyta, Magnoliopsida, Brassicales, Brassicaceae. The record is from RefSeq and is marked reviewed.